This is a messenger RNA of Pistacia vera, 1950 nucleotides long. RefSeq names its product pollen receptor-like kinase 1. NCBI's taxonomy places the organism in Eukaryota, Viridiplantae, Streptophyta, Magnoliopsida, Sapindales, Anacardiaceae. Gene Ontology annotation, biological process: protein phosphorylation. Bases 1 to 1950 code for a protein of 649 amino acids. The record is from RefSeq and is a predicted model, not a curated record. Gene Ontology annotation, molecular function: protein kinase activity; protein binding; ATP binding. The transcript is spliced from 4 exons.
AUGACUCUUCAAGAUAAGCCCUUGUUUUUACUUCUUUUUCUUCACCUGAUGACGUAUUUUCUUGUUGCAUGUUUUAGUUUAUCGGACUCCGAAAUCCUCGUUAACUUCAAAUCUUCACUGUCGGACUCGUCUUCAUUGUACGAUUGGGAUGAUGAAACCAGUCCAUGCGAUGGGAAUGAUGCAAAUUGGUUUGGUGUUCUUUGUAAUAAAGGUAGCAUUUGGGGUCUAAAACUUGAAAACAUGGGGCUAAAAGGCAAAGUUGAGAUGAGCAAUCUAGCUGAAUUGAAGGAUUUGAGAACCAUAAGUUUGAUGAAUAAUGAGUUUGAAGGUCCAAUACCUGAUUUGAGCAAACUCAGUGCAUUGAAAUCGGUUUAUUUGUCACAUAAUAAAUUUUCUGGGGAUAUUCCAAGGGAUGAGUUUGAGGAUCUUACCUCAUUAAAGAAACUUUAUUUGGCAGAUAAUAAUUUUUCUGGUGCAAUACCAUCGUCCUUAACGAGUUUGUCUAAAUUAAGGGAGUUGAGUCUGGAAGGGAAUCAAUUUGAAGGUGAGAUCCCAGAUUUUCAACAGAAUGUAUUUCAAGUUUUCAAUGUUUCCAACAAUGCCUUGACGGGUCCUAUCCCGCCAAGCCUCCAGGAAUUGGAUCCUUCCUCUUUUUCAGGCAAUAAAGGAUUAUGUGGUGGGCCAUUGGAUUCAUGUGAUGGAACCAAAUCCGAGCGCAAAGAUAAUACUGCCACGUUGACCAUAAUAAUUUUCUCAAUAGUUGCAGUGGUGGCACUGGCAGCCAUACUCGCCACCCUCUUCAUCCUCCGUCGGCGGAAACAAGAAGAACCCGAAACAAUAGAGUCUCCAUUACCCUCAAACUUCCAAAAGAAAUCAGGCAUUAGGGAAUCAGAGCAACCGUCAACAUAUUCACAGGAAAUCUCAGCCGUUGGAGGCAAGAAGAGUGAUCAAUCUACCAAGCUUUCUUUUGUAAGAGACGACAGAGAAAAGUUUGAUUUACAGGGAUUGCUGAGAUCCUCUGCGGAAAUAUUGGGCAGUGGGUGCUUUGGAUCUUCAUACAAAGCGUCUCUCGGCCCUGGUGCAAUGAUGGUUGUUAAGAGGUUUAAGCAAAUGAAUAAUGUUGGUAGAGAAGAUUUUCAAGAGCAUAUGAGGAGAUUAGGAAGAUUAAGGCAUGCUAAUUUGCUCCCUCUUGUGGCUUAUUACUAUAGGAAGGAAGAGAAAUUGUUGGUUUCUGAUUUUGUUCAAAGGGGAAGCUUGGCGGUUCAUCUUCAUGGACGCCAUUCUAUGGGGCAACCAAGUCUUGAUUGGCCAACCCGAUUAAAAAUUAUUAAAGGCGUUAGCAAGGGUCUUGCGUAUCUUUAUAAGGAGUUACCAAGCCUAAUAGCACCUCAUGGUCACCUGAAAUCCUCAAACGUUCUUUUGAAGGAAUCAUUUGAGCCACUUCUUUCAGACUACGGAUUGAUUCCUGUAAUCAACCAAGAGAGUGCCCAAGACUUGAUGGUGGCCUAUAAGUCUCCGGAAUCUUUACAAUAUGGAAGAAUCACAAAGAAAACAGAUGUAUGGGGUCUUGGGGUAUUGAUAUUAGAAAUUCUAACAGGGAAAUUCCCCGCUAACUUUUUGCAACAAGGGAAGAGAAGUGAAAUCGAUUUGGCAAAUUGGGUGAUGUCGAUUGUUGGCAAUGGAAAUUACGUAGAAAACAAAAGCCAAGUUUAUGAUAAAGAUAUGGGAGGAACAAAGAAUAGUGAAGGGGAAAUGAACAAAUUAUUAAAGAUUGGGUUGGCUUGUUGUGAAGCGGAGGUGGAGAAGAGGUUGGAGUUGAAGGAGGCUGUUGAGAGGAUUGAAGAAUUAAAGGAAAAGGACAUGGAUGACGAUUUCUACUCUUCUUAUGCUAGUGAAGCUGAUCUUAGGUCUUCAAGAGGAAAGUCUGAUGAUUUCUCAUCUUACUCCUAA